CAUCGUCCACUCUUGACAACUUCGAAGCUAUUUCGAAUCUUGGCUGGGAAAAAAAACUCUACGAACAUUCUUCUACACGAACAUUCCGAACACGGAAGAGGAAAUUAACCAUUCAUAAUUAUACCAUAUACCCUGCAGGAUUAUUUCUGUUAACCGUGUAUAACGCAAUGGGAUGCGGAAGCUCCAAAAUAAAUGGCAAUGUAGUGGAAGAAAAGCCAGAGCUGACAAAGGAACAGAAGGACACGCUGAUACAAACGUGGCAAAAUUUACACGCCGAUUUAGAGAGAAUUGGAAUGCUGAUGUUCAUGGGGUUGUUCGAACACAAUCCGGAAAUUAAGGAGUUUUUUGUCGGCGCUGACAGUCGUGAUAUGAAAACGGAAGAGCUCAGGUACAACGAAAAACUGCAAGAACAUGGUAUCCGCGUUAUGGGUUUGGUCGAGAAGAUCAUAUCAAGUAUGGGCUUUGAAGACGAGAAAAUUGACCAAAUGGUUGUGGAUCUCGGUAAACGUCACCUGGGAUAUGACGUACACAUUCCUUUUAUCGAUUUAUUCGGCAGGCAGUUUGUCUUCGCUAUCAAGCCGACCCUGCAUACACACUGGACGGCUAACGUGGAAGAAGCGUGGACGCAGUUAUUCAAGUACAUUGGCUACCUUAUGCGGUAUGGAUACCAUACAAAACUACAGCAAGUACAAAAGAAGAAUUCGUAGUACUUUUACAUAUUUGAGGUCAUUUAAUAUAUUUAAAUUACUGACAACAUCUGUGUUACCUUCGAAAGUAUUAUGAUCUGUAUAAUAUAAACACUUCUUUCGGAACGUAUACCUAGGUGUUAUACCACUUCAUCAUUACGCACAUGUAUUUGAUUGAUAAUACGCAACUCGAGUCAGGUUCAUUUCAAUGAUAUAACCAAUAACAUGCCCGGACCGUUAUGCUCCAUUCGGUCGCCUUAGUAAAUUGCAACGGGG
This is a messenger RNA of Saccoglossus kowalevskii, 962 nucleotides long. RefSeq names its product globin D, coelomic-like. Gene Ontology annotation, molecular function: oxygen binding; heme binding. NCBI's taxonomy places the organism in Eukaryota, Metazoa, Hemichordata, Enteropneusta, Harrimaniidae. The record is from RefSeq and is a predicted model, not a curated record.